ACUGCCUAAAGGGAGGGAGAACUUAGAAAGACGAGCAGCAGAGUUCUUGGUCCAGAACAGGCUAGCAGGGAAGAGAAAGCUGUCUGAAAUAUACCUUAAUGUAUCUGUGGGUAUAUGUGUAUAUGUGUAUGUGUGUGUGUGUCUGUGUACACACAUAUAUGGACAUCUAAGUUUAUGAGGCAUCUUUGCAUGAAUAUGUAUUGAUAUAUUUUCAUUUAUUGGCUUAAUGGAUUUUUUUCUGCUGUCCUAAUAUGCUUUUGCCUUCAUCAGCAUGUCUUUGGUUACAAAAUCUGGGGUUUGGGAAUCCAAUCUGCAAGAGGGAGUAUGAGCAGCGCUGGGAGGGCGUAUCCCAAUUCCACACCCCUCAACCCUCAGCACCAGAGGCAUUGACGGAGAGGCAGGACAAACACUGAAGGUUGUUGAGGGAGUUGUGACAUCCUAUGAGAAGUGGAACUAGAUAGCCAUUGAGGUCCCUUUAAUUCCAGUGAAUCUAAAUCUAGACUGCUUUGUAUAGUGACCAGGACAUGAUUAAGUGGUGGUUGAAAGUGUGAUGUCGUGGGCCAUGGAGCUUCAGUGCUUAUGAGAAUGACCUCUGGUCAGAUGCACCUGGGUUGAGGCACAGCUGCAUAAGUUAAUAAUUGUGUGCUCUGGACAUGUCUCCUAACCUUUCUGUGCCUCAGUUUCUUCAUCUGUAAAAUGAGAAUGGCAAUAGUACCUAUUAAGGUUGUGGUGAGAAUCAAUGAGAUAACAAAUAUGAUAAGAUAACACAGGUGGUACGAGCUCAGUCACUGUUGCUGGUGGUUGUUAGGCUGUUAUUUUUGCUGAGGAUUCAGUUUGAAACAUCUGGAUCCUCAGAUGAACCACCUGGCUCUGUGGAGUCAGCCUUAACUGCCUUCUCCAGCUCCCAUCCUUGCUUCUGACCUAAAAUUCCACUAAUGAGGGGGAAGAGCUCAUUCCCUCAAAAUGCCAUCCCAUAGCCAGUUCAGCUGGACACCAAGAGAACCUAGCCAGGCUGCACUCCACUCUGACAGCUUUGGCUCCAGCCAGGGUCCACCCAGCUGGACACUUGGAAGGGACAGACCAUUCAAUCCCAAAUUCUGAGGCAUCACUGCUUCCCAGGACAGCAAGUGACACCCUCUUUUAUCCCCUAAACAACAGGAGUCAGAGAUAUGUUUAUGUGGUGCUGUCCAGGGAGGAUGAGGAUUCUGAUGGGCAGUGGCUCUGCAGCCUGCUUUUGGGCUGUGCACAUGAAACUUAUGCAAAUGUAGCAGCCACUUCUGCUCUUACUCCCUCUAACCAGCUUCCUUCUGGGAGAGAAGGGCCAGGCUCACUCUUCAGUUGUGCUUCCGGACCAGAUGCAGUGGUUCACACCUGUAAUCCCAGCGCUUUGUGAGGCUGAGGACCCCAACCCUUGCUUGGGCACUUAACUGUUUGUCGAACUUGGACCAAUCACCUUACUGUGUGCCAAUGUCAUGCUAAGCACAGGAAUUUGAAGAUGAAGCCAACCUGUGGCCCCUUCAAAAGUCAGGUCUGAGGCUUGUAAGGAGGUAUCUUUUUGGUAGAGAUCACUCAAAGAUAAGCCCAUGGGUGUCCCUAGUUUGGACAAAGUACCCCCCAAAUUGGACCCAUCUUGCUGUACCUGCCUACAUGACCUAUUUUCUAGCUGCAAACAGCUAGCAUUACCUGUUCUCAACAUCUGGCAUUACCUACCUGCUUUGUCACCUUCCCUCAGGCUUCAAACAGCUAUAGGGCCCCACCUCCUCUCCAUCUAGGGUCCCUCCCUCCCCUUUCUCAUCCUGAAAGGAUCUGGAGACACCAGAUCCACAAGUCCUGAUGUCUUUAAAAGGAUCAGCCCGAGGAAUAAGGCUCAUUUGAGAGCUGUGACAUUUAUCUGACUCUAGUGAAAGUCCAACAGCCACUCCCUUUUUGACUUCCAACUGGGCACUAUGAGGGCCUGCAUCCCCCUGGCACUGGCCGUGCUGUGCGGCCUGGCCUGGGCUGAGGACCACAAAGAGUCAGAGCCGUUCCCACAGCCAGAGGAAAAGACAGAAGAGGCCCUUGCCAGCAACUUGUACUCGGCACCCACCUCCUGCCAGGGCCGCUGCUACGAAGCCUUCGACAAGCACCAGCAAUGUCACUGCAAUGCCCACUGCCAAGAGUUUGGAAACUGCUGCAAGGAUUUUGAGAGCCUGUGUAGUGACCGUGAGGGCUUCUCCUACAGCAGUGAUGCCAUAACCAAAGAGGAGAUUCAGAGCAUCUCUGAGAAGAUCUACAGGGCAGACACCAACAAAGCCCAGAAGGAAGAUAUCAUUCUCAACAGACAAAACUGCAUCUCCCCAUCAGAGACCAGAGACCAAGUGGAUCACUGCCCAAAGCCACUCUUCACUUACGUCAAUGAGAAGCUGUUCUCCAAGCCCACCUAUGCAGCCUUCAUCAACCUCCUCAACAACUACCAGCGGGCGACAGGCCAUGGGGAGCACUUCAGCACCCAGCAGCUGGCCGAGCAGGACGCCUUCCUCAGAGAGAUCAUGAAGACGGCAGUCAUGAAGGAGCUCUACAGCUUCCUCCAUUACCAAAACCGCUAUGGCUCAGAACAAGAAUUUGUCGAUGACUUGAAGAACAUGUGGUUUGGGCUCUAUUCAAGAGGCAAAGAGGAGGGGGACUCAAGUGGCUUUGAACACGUCUUCUCAGGUGAAGUCAAAAAAGGCAAGGUUACUGGCUUCCAUAACUGGAUCCGCUUCUAUCUGCAGGAGAAGGAGGGCCUGGUUGACUAUUACAGUCACAUCCUCGAUGGGCCUUGGGAUUCUUACCCCGACGUGCUGGCAAUGCAGUUCACUUGGGACGGCUACUAUAAAGAAGUGGGCUCCGCUUUCAUCGGCAGCAGCCCUGAGUUUGAGUUUGCACUCUACUCCUUAUGCUUCAUCGCCAGGCCAGGCAAAGUGUGCCAGCUAAGCCUGGGAGGAUAUCCCUUGGCCAUCCGGACCUACACCUGGGACAGUUCCACCUACGGGAAUGGCAAGAAGUACAUCGCCACAGCCUACAUAGUGUCUUCCACCUAAUAGAACUUUGAGCCAGAAAGGGGCAUGAGGGCUCUUGCAAGACUAAAGUGCUAUCUUCUUUGGACUAGAGAGAAGAGGGAGAAGACUGGGAGGGAUCCCCUCAUCUCAAAGCAAUGAGAAGCAUUCCUAAAUCCCAAAGUGCCCACAUGGGAAAGAGAAAAUGUACAAAUUAGAAAAAUGUGGAGAAACAGUCAAAUCUUUGUCCUCCAGAAUUUUGGCUAUGUAGACUAAGAAAUAGAGUCCAGGCAGAGAAGGUAGGAACCCUCCAUAGCUCUUUGCCCUGAUGUGUGGGGAAACUAGGAACAAGUCCUUCAACCUCACUAGGCCUCAUGCUUCCCUUUAAUGUAACAGGAAGGGGUCUGCCCACUUUCCUCUUUUUGCGGUUGGUGAGAGGGCAAACCCUGAUGAUAUUUUUACUGUGAAGGUGUUUUCAAUUGUUCUUAGGAAGAACAGCUGAUAGAAAUUCAAGCUAUAAUGGCUGUUAUUAUACACAGCUCCAUAAACGACAACUCAGCCCUGUGUUGGGGUCCUCAAAGAAGUAAGGCCACAGUAAUCAAGCAAGGACAUUUGUUUUUUUCCAGAGUUAGAUCCUCUCAGAACAGGGUCUGGGAUAAUUCCAAUGUUGGAUGGACAAGGGUAAUAUGUUGGUACAGUGAGUGGGCUGGGGGUGGUGUGGUCUUCUCUAGGCCUGAGUGUUUUUAUGUUCAGCUCAGUAUCUGCAUCAAGAAGUUUCCCACUUGUGUAUGUUUAGUGCAACUACAGACUUGUAUUUUGAUCCCAAAUAGUUUUUUUUUUUUUGAAAGAGUUAUCCUCAUAGGAGGAAGAUUCACCAU
Messenger RNA from Cebus imitator (Panamanian white-faced capuchin), 3892 nucleotides. RefSeq names its product endonuclease, poly(U) specific (gene ENDOU). Gene Ontology annotation, biological process: immune response. The coding region runs from base 1947 to 3059 and encodes 370 amino acids. The transcript is spliced from 10 exons. Gene Ontology annotation, molecular function: polysaccharide binding; scavenger receptor activity; RNA endonuclease activity. Lineage: Eukaryota; Metazoa; Chordata; Mammalia; Primates; Cebidae. The record is from RefSeq and is a predicted model, not a curated record.